Messenger RNA from Diabrotica balteata, 2004 nucleotides. The record is from the annotation of a GenBank genome assembly. NCBI's taxonomy places the organism in Eukaryota, Metazoa, Arthropoda, Insecta, Coleoptera, Chrysomelidae.
AUGGCACAGUGUAAAAUCCAUAAUAUUAGAUUCUAUAAUCCAGAACCACAAGCAAUUCGAUGUAUGAAGAUUCAGAAUUCCACUAAAAAGCUAGCAUUAUGUAGAACAGACGCAACAAUAGAAAUAUGGAACCUACAGAAUACGUGGUUUUUAGAAAGAACUAUAGCACCUAGUACGGAUAAUUUUAGUAUAGAAGAUGUUGUGUGGUGUGAUAAUCGACUUUUUAGUGUAGGACUACAUGGACUGUUAAUUGAAUACAAUUUGUCAAAACUUUGUAUAGAAAAUCGAUGGGCAGUUACAGGUGAGGCAGCAUUUUGCUUAGAUAUCAAUAAAACUGGUUCCAAAAUUGCUAUAGGAACAGAACAAGGAUAUUUGAAUAUAUUUACUGUCAAUAAAGAUGGUGUAUAUUUUGAAAAAUUCUUAGACAAACAAGAGGGACGAAUAAUGUGUCUUAAAUUUGAUGCCACUGGUGACUUUAUUGCAAGUGGAAGUAUUGAUGCUAUUAGAAUAUGGAAUGUACAGUCUGGCCAUGCCAUUCACAAAAUGACAACAGGAAGAGCAGAAAACAAUAAGCCAACUAUUGUGUGGUGCAUAGAUAUAACUGAUGACUUUACAGUGAUUACAGGAGACUCUAGGGGAAAACUGUCAUUUUGGGAUGGUAAAGUUGGCUCUCAAAUAGAAAGUUAUCAGUCACAUAAGGCUGAUAUUUUAACAAUUACAUUAUCUAGUGACCAAAGUUCUUUAUACUGUGCAGGAGUUGAUCCAAACAUUACCAGUUAUCAAAAAGUCACUAUCAAGGGUGGUACACAAAAGUGGGUUAGAAGUAUCCAAAGAAAAAUUCAUGAACAUGAUGUGAAUUCCCUUGUUUUGUUGGAUAACAAACUCUAUUCUGGAGGAGCAGAUAGCUACUUAGCAUGUAGUUAUCAUCCUCCCAAGACUCUCCUUAAACUACCACCAUUACUUCAAAAUCCUUGUGCCCAGGUUGCAUCUUCUUCAAAUUAUUUAUUACUAAAGUUUUCUAAGCAUAUUGAAAUAUGGAGUCUUGGUAAGAGCAAAAAUGUUGAUGUCAGUUUUAGGGGAUUAAUUCCUUUGAAAGAAGAACCAAAAAAACUGUUAGAAUUGAAAAGAGUAACAAAGAAUUAUGAUGGCGAAGAAGAUAAAGAAGGUAUAAUCUCGUGUGCUAUAUCUAAUAAUGGAAAAUGGAUAAUAUAUAGUACUGCAAAAGGUGUAAAUCUAUUCCAAUUUAUACAUGAUGAAGAAACACCAAAUCUUAUAAAAGUAGAUGAUCUUGAAAAUAAGAAUAUCCCAUGUUUAUUAGUAGCCUUUGCCCCAAAUAAUUCACAACUAAUUGCAUGUCAAAACACAGGAAACAUUGUUAUUUAUAGGCUUUUAGAUCAGAGAGUUUCCAUAUCCCAAGUGAUUCAAUUUGUUGGUGAUAUUGAGAGUAAUAUAGUAGUGUUUCAGUGGAACGCAAAGAAACAAGAAUGGAUACAUCACUGUAAACUUCCGAAAUAUAGAUGUCCUCCUACUGCCAUGGCCAUUCAUCCCUCAUCUACAAAUUUAGUGGUAGUUUAUUCAGACUGUAAAUUAAUAGAGUAUAGCAUUGUUAAAAAACAUUUUACAUCAUUUUCAAAAGAUUUUGAAAACAGUGAGUGGAAAUCUAGGCCUUACCCAAUCAGGAAUGUUGCUUUUGAUCCUAGAAGAGAAAAUAUUAUCAUACUACAAGAUGACAGUAAUAUAAUAAUUAUCAAUAAAGAAAAAGAGACUACUGGAAAGAAACAGAAGGAACCCAAAGUUUUAAAAAAAUAUUUUGCAGAUAUUAAAGGAAAUGGUAGUCUUGAUGUGUCCAAAGAAUUUAAUUUUAAUUCAAUUAAAAAGUACAAGCAUUUGGCAUAUCUCGAAUGGCUUCAUGAAGAUGAGUUGGUGGUUAUUGAAGUACAUCCUUUGAAUAUAAUAACACAACUGUUACCAGCAUUUGAGCAACACAAAUUUGGAAAGAAAUAA